AUGACGCUUGCUCUCAGCUCGUUGUUCCUCCUUUGUGGGAUCAGUGGACUGUUGACUGGAGUCGUGUUCAUUGACCACAGCACACAUUUGUCAUAAAGGCUGCCAUGGAGGAAUGUUCUUCGGAGUGUGUGUCCAACCAAACAUGACUUUCGCAUUGACUGAUUUAUCAAGCAUGGAUUUCAACAGUACGCUUACUGCUUAUCAGAUUGAUAUUCUCUCUACUGUGUAUUUGCUCUCAUUAACACCCAGCGUGAUUGGCAGCUGUUCUGUGCUGGUGGUUUCCAUGGUGAGAUGGAGACAUCUCAAAGAACAGGUGCACCUCCUGGUCCAGCUGUCCCUAGCAGACCUUGCGGCUGCUCUGAUCCUGAUGUUCACCAGUGCCAUGAACAAAGUCCCCGACAACAACAACAACGUGACAGUCUGCCAAUACUGCCUGCCUCUGUCAUUGACAUUUUAUCUGAUCUCAUUCCUGCUGGUGGCAGUGUACGCAUGGAAGUCCAAAAACCCCAUCAAAGGAUGGAGAGCGAUGCCAGCUGAGGAGGAGGGAAGGCAGAAUCCCCGCAGAAGUCAACUAUUAUCUUUACCAGUCUACGUAUACGUGUGGUUGAUCCCUGCUGCUGUGUACUUAGCGUAUGUGCUCACGCCUUUCAUCAAAUCCACUCCGCUGAUUCCUGACCCCCGAAGUGUCACCAUCCAGGACCAAGCUAAAUAUUGCACCAGUUGUGUUUUGUUUUUACACAUCUGGAUUGAUUCCUGCUCGGAUGCGGAGAUAAUCCAUGACACUUUUUUGCGAGUCUUUCUGUUCCUGGUGGUGAUUCCUGUGAUGUUGUCUUGCUCCGUUAUUUACCAUAAGGUGGGUAGGUGGUAUGAAGAGCACCAACAGGAAACUCUUUUCCCAGUGGAAGGAGAUGGACGCUCCAGCAGAAGAUUGAAAAGCGUCUUCUCCACAGCCAGAAACAUGGUCAUGGUCAUUUUGUUCUGUUGGGCACCAGCCCUGCUUGUCAUUUUGCUGUCAACCUUGAUGGUGUGGCCUGGCGUUGAACAGCGCAGCCUGUUCGCCGCCUACAUUAUUCAGGCCGCCAGCGUGUCCUUACAGGGCUUCCUCAACAGUUUGGUGUACGCGUGGGGCCGCCCAAACUUUACGCAGGCCCUCCUGGGGGAGAGCACGCCCCUGGUGGCGUACAGACACAUGGCCUUCUUUGACGAGUCACUAAAGAGUGACAUCGGGCAUGAAAGCAAGACAUUUUUCCAAUAAGAAGGAACUGAGGCUGGAAGGAAGCGAAGACCAGACGGAGGAUGUGCAAAGACUGGUGCAGUGUUGUCUUGCUGAAACUGAUGGGUUGCUGUUCAGUGUGAUCAAACCUUUACAGAUUAAAACGGAUUAAACUUG
This is a messenger RNA of Phycodurus eques (leafy seadragon), 1390 nucleotides long. RefSeq lists its product as uncharacterized. Lineage: Eukaryota; Metazoa; Chordata; Actinopteri; Syngnathiformes; Syngnathidae. Gene Ontology annotation, molecular function: G protein-coupled receptor activity. Gene Ontology annotation, biological process: adenylate cyclase-activating G protein-coupled receptor signaling pathway. The record is from RefSeq and is a predicted model, not a curated record. Bases 113 to 1255 code for a protein of 380 amino acids. The transcript is spliced from 13 exons. Gene Ontology annotation, cellular component: plasma membrane.